Pimephales promelas (fathead minnow) is the source of this 1928-nucleotide messenger RNA. It is a transcript of the gene gba1, whose product is annotated as glucosylceramidase beta 1. NCBI's taxonomy places the organism in Eukaryota, Metazoa, Chordata, Actinopteri, Cypriniformes, Leuciscidae. The record is from RefSeq and is a predicted model, not a curated record. Gene Ontology annotation, molecular function: glucosylceramidase activity. Gene Ontology annotation, biological process: glucosylceramide catabolic process.
GACGCUGCCUCACCCGGAACUCUGGCGCGUGGUGCGUGAUUGAUUGUUUACAGCUCAGACACAGUAUAAAAAGUGAAGAAGAUUGUCUUUUAAACUGCAUUUAGAGGACAGUAAUCAUAUUAAUAUUUCCGUUUUUAGGCUUCGGGCAAACUUUAAAUACACAGAAGGGGCUGUCUGCUGAUGAUAGGUCGUGGGAACCUGAUUAAAUAUUUGAAUAGGCGUUGUUGUUGUUUAGUUAGGCUAUAUAUGUAACAAGACUAUCGGCAUCAUCUCGACAGAAUGAGAGAAACAGCUAUUUUCAUUCUGUUUACUGGAUUAAUCAAUAUAGCAAGAGCUGACAGUACCGACUGUCAAGCACUGAAUUUCGGUUAUGGUUCGGUUGUGUGCGCGUGCAAUGCGACAAACUGCGACUCGGUGGGUCGGGUUGUGUUGCCAGAUCCCGGUCAGUUCUUGUCAUAUGUCAGCAGUAAAACUGGCAGCAGACUCGUGAGGAGUCAAGGCCAGUUCCAGAAAAACAGCACAGGUGCAGCUCUCAGAAUCACUCUGAAUCCCAGUCAGAAGUACCAGCGCAUUAAAGGAUUUGGGGGAGCCAUGACAGAUGCGGCAGCUAUGAAUAUUCUGUCUCUGUCCUCUGGAGCUCAGGACCAGCUGCUCAGACAGUACUUCUCCCCAGAUGGUAUUGAGUACCGUUUCGUGAGAGUGCCAGUGGCCAGUUGUGAUUUUUCAACUCGCCUUUACACAUACGCUGACACUCCAGGGGACUACGAUCUCCAGAACUUCACCCUGGCCAAAGAGGAUAUUCACAUGAAGAUUCCCCUGUUGCAGCGGGCACAGGCUCUCUCUGCGCAGCCUCUCAAUCUGUUUGCCAGUGCCUGGAGCGCCCCUGCCUGGCUGAAGACCAAUGGCGCACUGACUGGGAAGGGCUCACUCAAAGGCAAGCCUGGAGGCAAAGAGCACAAGACCUGGGCUCAGUACUACAUUAGAUUUCUAGAGGAGUAUGGGAAAUAUAAUCUUUCAUUCUGGGGGUUGACGUCAGGGAAUGAGCCCACUGCAGGCCAAGUGACAAAUUACAGUUUUCAGGCUUUGGGUUUUACUCCAGAGACACAGCGUGACUGGAUUGCCCUGGAUUUGGGUCCAGCACUCCAUUCCUCAUCCUUUCCCAAGACCCGCCUUAUAAUCCUCGAUGACAAUCGACUUCUGCUUCCACACUGGGCCAAAGUGGUUCUGAGUGACGUGCAAGCAGCACGUUAUAUACACGGCAUUGGUGUUCACUGGUACCUGGACCGUCUUGCACCACCUGACAUCACCCUGUCAACCACACACCACCUCUACCCAGAGUACUUCCUGUUUGCAACUGAGGCGUGUUCUGGAUGGAAAUCGGGGGAUCGUGGUGUGCGUCUGGGCAGCUGGGACAGAGCAGAGGACUAUGCACAUGACAUCAUACAGGACAUGAAUAACUAUGUGACCGGUUGGACAGACUGGAACUUGGCCCUUAAUCAGCAUGGAGGGCCAAAUUGGGUUAAGAACUUUGUGGACAGCCCCAUUAUUGUGGACCCAAGCAAAGAUGUCUUCUACAAGCAGCCCACCUUCUACAGCAUGGCCCACUUCAGCAAGUUCGUUUUGGAGGAGUCACAGAGAGUGGGCGUAUCCUUCAGUCAACACACUGGCCUGGAAAUAUCUGCCUAUAUCAGACCUGAUUCCUCAGCAGUGUUCAUCAUUCUCAACAGGUCUGAAGAGGAGGUGCAGUUUGAAGUUUGGGAUCAAACUCUGGGCUUUUUACCAGGAAGUGCUUCACCUCACUCCAUCCUCACACUACAGUGGAGCAGACGUUGACUGGCUGGGUCAAUAACCCACAUAUAUGCACCUUAAAGGGUUAGUUCACCCAAAAAUGAAAAUUAAGUCAUUAAUUACUCACCCCCAUGCUGUAC